AUGGAUCAAAACUUAGAUUAAUAGGAUAUAGAUAGGACAGAUUAAAGAGGUAAUUUAUAACAUGACAUAAAUGAUAAAUGUAAAGAAAUUGAACCUAAAGUUUACUCUCAUUAAUAUGAGUUCAUUCAAUAUUGGAUGUUAAUUAACAAUUCCCUAUUAUUGCAUUACACCGAAAAUAGUAAAACCCUUAAUUUUUGA
Molecule: messenger RNA, 198 nt
Organism: Paramecium pentaurelia
Lineage: Eukaryota; Ciliophora; Oligohymenophorea; Peniculida; Parameciidae
Source: the annotation of a GenBank genome assembly